UCUGCUCCACAAAGCCACAAACUUGUUCUCGCCUCAUCCAAGAGUCCACCGAGGCGAAGAGGCGAAGCGUUGGAGGCAGCGCAGCAGUGCUGGCAGCCAGCAUCGGUCACCUUGGAGCAGUGCGAGUGGGAGGAGGGCGCAGGAGAUGAUCGGCAGCCUCUCGGGCUGAACUCUCGCUGGUCAUCUCUGAUUGAUUCAUCUCCGUUUUCUACAACUCUGCAGCAACAUGAGCUCCUCGUCAGCCAACCCUCACAGCAAACGCCUGCCCCCGGACGCCGAGCGAGGCCAGAGGCUGCCAGAUGUGGACGCGACACAGCAGCUAAAGCUGCGAGAAAGACAGCGUUUCUUCGAGGAGGUCUUCCAGCAUGACGUGGACGCCUACCUGUCCUCGGCGCACCUGUGUAUCCGAGACUACAAGAGGCCUCCUAUCGGCAGCAUCUCGUCCAUGGAGGUGAACGUGGACUUGCUGGACCAGAUGGAGCUGGUUGAGAUCUCUGACCAUGAGGCCUUGGAUGUCUUUUACAGCUCUGGGGGAGAAGACGGGGUGCCAGUCCAAGGAAACAACAACAACAACGAAGUGACGACUAACGGACUCCUUCGACAUGUCCUUGAGGGCCUUGAUACAAAGUCCCGCACGUCCUCCACUUCUUCAAACUCCUCCUCUGACAGCCAGACCAGCAACGCCCACGGAGGAGACACCCCCAACGUCAGGUCGGAGGAUGAGGAAACGCACACCAGCACAGUCAGGCGAAGAGCCGCGGCCCCAGAGAUGGAGAAGUCGAAAAGUCAGACUCCAUCUUCCUAGGAAGCACAAUGGGGCUCCACCUGCAGCGCGGCGGAGGAAAGGAGAGGACUUUGGGAAGCGAGCUGUUGAAAGACGCUGCUCUGCUACGACACCCUGGCUCAUUCACAUACAUACAUACAUACAGCUUUCAACCUUUCCUUUAUGAGUUGUGCUCUGUAUGGGUUUUUGGAGGUAGAGACUUAAACUGUAAAUAUGGAGAUUGAUACAUUUUAAUCGGUUUCCAUUUAUGUUUCGGCAUGUGUUUGUGGCAUUUUGGAUCUUGACCUCAUGGGACUUAGUCAUUUUGUACAGUAUUAAUACCCAGAACAGUAAACCACUGACUAGAGAAUGCAAUAAUUAGGUGACUAAAGGUAAAUUGGGCAAUAAAAUGCUGAAAGAACUUUGUGUUUUGAAGAGGUUCCUGCUUCAACAGCUCGAGGAGACUACAAGUACCCGUUUUCACAUGAUUUUCAUAAUUGAUAUGUUAAAUCAUAUGACUCAAAUACAAGGAGAGUGAAAAUAUCUACCUAUUUGUCAAAAAAGUAGAUUGUUCAGAAAAUACAGUAAUCGUGCAGUAAUGGAGCAACCUGUUGAACUUGUGCGUGUACAGAAGAGGGGGCAGGGACUCGUUUCGCAUACUCAAAUUGAAAAGCCAGUCCGUGCGAAACGACCAGGUGGAUGAACUCAUGUCGCUUUUUCCUCCUGGUAAGCAGACAUCAGAUCUCUUCAAAUAUUGACUUCAUUCUUAAUGUGUCACGUUUCCGGGUAUCGGCUCAUGUCUCCAAUAGUUCAGUCCUCCCACAUAAGG
Pungitius pungitius (ninespine stickleback) is the source of this 1592-nucleotide messenger RNA. Its product is annotated as dysbindin-like. Gene Ontology annotation, biological process: negative regulation of protein kinase activity. The record is from RefSeq and is a predicted model, not a curated record. Gene Ontology annotation, cellular component: cytoplasm. Lineage: Eukaryota; Metazoa; Chordata; Actinopteri; Perciformes; Gasterosteidae. The transcript is spliced from 4 exons. Bases 227 to 805 code for a protein of 192 amino acids.